GGGGAUUGUAGGGGAGGGGGGGGAUGUGGUGAUGGGGGAGGGUGGUGAUGAAGGCGGGGAGGGGGAUGGGGAUGGAAAUGGGGAUGGAAAUGGUGGUGGCAAGCCGGCGUGGGAUCCGGUGGCGGAUGAGAUUAAUUAUCCGAGGGUGCUGAACAGGUUGCUGCCGCCGGAUAUCAGGGUGCUCGCGUGGGCACCGACGCUGCCGGAGGAUUUCUCGGCGCGGUUUUCGUGCCGGGAGCGCCAGUACCGGUAUUUCUUUACCCAGCCCGCUUUUCCGCCGCUACCUGCCUCGAUGGAUCCGGAGGGGAAGAAGGGGAAUGAGGGAUGGCUUGAUAUUGACGCUAUGCGGGAGGCGGCCAAGUUGUUUGAGGGUGUCCAUGACUUCCGAAAUUUCUGCAAGGUCGAUGGGGUCAAGCAGAUCUCGAAUUUCAAGCGGAGGAUGUUUGAGGUGGAUAUUGUGGAAGUGGAAGACGCGGGUUCGGCGCUGCCUUACCUGGCCCAGCAGGGCUUCAGGUCGGAGGGCUUAAAAGACGGGACCAAGUACCCCAAGGUGUACUACUUCCACGUCCGCGGCUCCGCCUUCCUGUGGCACCAGAUCCGGCACAUGAUCGCCAUCCUAUUCCUCGUUGGGCAGGGGCUCGAAAAGCCGUCUCUGGUAACGGACUUGCUGGAUGUCGAGAAGAAUCCGCGCAAGCCGAAUUACGCCAUGGCCGAGGAGGUGCCCCUCGUACUGUGGGACUGCGUCUUCCCCAAGGUCGACGAUGCCGAGCAGGCGGCGCUCGACGUGCACGAUCCCAACGCGGAGGGCAACACCGCCAUGCAGGACGCAAUGGACUGGAUCUGGCUGGGCGAGGACAAACCGUCGCACCUCCACGGGCCGGGCGGGCUGGUGGAUGGCCUGUGGGAGUACUGGCGCGAACGCAGGAUGGACGAGCUGCUGGCAAGUCGGUUGCUGGAUUCGGUGGCGCGGAAGCCCGACCUCAGUCGAAGGCUGGCCGAGUCGGGCGCGCCGGAGAAGCCAAACAGCAGCCAGCGGGUGUACGAGGGCGGUGACACGGCCAGGGCGGCGGGGACGUAUGUUCCCGUGCUCAAGAAGCGACUGCUAGCGUCGCCGGAAGAGGUCAACGACAAGUGGGCGCAGAGAAAGGGGUUCGCGAGCGCGGAGGAGCUGGCCAAGACCAAGAACUGGCGUAGCGUCAUCAAGGCGAACAAGGCUGGGAGCAGCAGCGUGGUGGACGACAGCGUAGACGAAUAAACCACCCCAAACCACUCACCCAACCAUUCCGAUUCAUUCCAAUCCCAACUCACAGCUCCAAGUUCAAAAAUAAAACAAAUCGUAAAACAAUCACCCCUUCCCUCCCACCUCCCCCUCAACCAAACACGCCCUAAUCCCCCUCCAAACGGCCUCCACAAUCUUCCUCCUCGGCAACAGCCCCGGAAACAGCACCACCACAUCCUCCUCCCCCUCCACGACCACCACCAAAUAAUACCGCACCUCAAACCCCCGAAACGCCUCAUUGAUCAACACAUCCCGUAUCUUCUCCGUCGGGAUAAACCGCGUCUGCCGCCCCCAUCCCCACUUCGCUGCCCCGCCCGCACCACCACCCCCCUUAAACCCAGACCCAGACCCCGACCCCGACCCCGACCCCGAUCCGGACGUGCACGUCUGGAUCCCC
Chaetomium fimeti is the source of this 1676-nucleotide messenger RNA. Its product is annotated as pseudouridine synthase. The coding region runs from base 32 to 1255 and encodes 407 amino acids. The record is from RefSeq and is a predicted model, not a curated record. The transcript has a single exon. Gene Ontology annotation, biological process: mRNA pseudouridine synthesis; tRNA pseudouridine synthesis. Gene Ontology annotation, molecular function: RNA binding; pseudouridine synthase activity. Gene Ontology annotation, cellular component: nucleus; cytoplasm. Lineage: Eukaryota; Fungi; Ascomycota; Sordariomycetes; Sordariales; Chaetomiaceae.